AUGCGGAACCUUCCUGUCGUGUUUGCGCGAUCUAUGAAGACGAUGUUCAUUCAUCCGGAUUUGUUCGAGGGAGAAAACACCCCGGCUUCGAUACUGGAGGCUCAUGCGCUGUGCAAACUGCAUCUCACGGCGACUGAGAAAGGGGAUCUUGGCUCUCUAAUUCCCGUUUUACGUUGCAAGUCCGCCCAGCUGCAACGGCAGAUCAACCAUGCAGCCAACUUCGAGGAGCUGCUCAGCUGUAUUCAAGCAUUGAUUCUGAUCCAGUGCAUGUUGAUUCUCAAUGAAGACGAUCGCGAGGCAACUCCGUACUCGGAGACAGUCAGCACGAUGCUCAUGGACCUGGCCGAACGACUAUGGCAGCAUGCCCCCAUUCAAUUACCGAACACGCUCAGUCCGAAACGCGCCUGGAUUUUUGCCGAGAGUGUGCGCCGCACAAUCAUCGUGGGGUUGCUGCUUCGGAGCGUGUACUCGCUCAAGAAGAGGAAUUAUUCUGUUCGAAAUCCGUUCAUCGAUUCGCUACCUUUCGACGUGCGAGUCUCCCUGUGGGAUGAAGACUCGGCCGAGGUGUGGAGCGGAGUACUUUCUGAAACGGAGUCUUGGCGCUCGAUCAUGUCUCUGCAUCAGUACUCUUCGCUCAUGGACAGCGGCCGCACUCACGGCAUUCCGCCGUUCGGAGCGUUGAUCCUGGCGGCUUGCAAGGGGAAGACUGCGUCUGAUGUGUCCUAUCCCGCCUUGAGGUCGUACUACGUUUCGUGA
Aspergillus melleus is the source of this 756-nucleotide messenger RNA. RefSeq lists its product as uncharacterized. NCBI's taxonomy places the organism in Eukaryota, Fungi, Ascomycota, Eurotiomycetes, Eurotiales, Aspergillaceae. The transcript has a single exon. The coding region runs from base 1 to 756 and encodes 251 amino acids. The record is from RefSeq and is a predicted model, not a curated record.